UAUUACAAUUUAUUGCGUAAACUUCUUUGUGGAAGUUCAGAGGUUAAUUUCUUUAAAUUUUCAAAUCAAAAUUUUUUUGUGGUAUAUAAAAUUAUAAAUUUCAAACGUAACAAUUUAAAACUAUGGUUGACAUGCAUCAAUAUUAUAGUCAUGCGCUUAAAAUUGUUUUGGAGGCAGGUGAACUAUUGUUAAAAGGUUUUAAAAGCCCAAAAGAAAUAUCAACUAAAAAAAAUAAUAAGGACUUUGUAACACAAUACGACAAACUCAUUGAAAAAACAAUAAUUGACAAUAUACUUAAACUAUAUCCAAAUCAUAAAUUUGUGGCAGAAGAAAGUGCUGCCAAUAAUAUUAUAACGGAGGAGCCUACAUGGAUACUUGAUCCAAUUGAUGGAACAACUAAUUUCAUACAAGGAUUUCCAUUUUGCUGUAUUUCAUUGGCAUUGGCAGUAAAAAAUGAAAUAAUAAUAGGAAUAGUUUAUAAUCCGAUAAUAAAUCAAUUAUUUACUGCUCAAAAGGGGGAAGGUGCAUAUUUGAAUAAUGAAAAAAUACAAGUGUCAAGUACUGAAGAUCUUGAGGAUGCUAUGUUUGGAAAUGAACUAUAUUUUAAAGUUAAUAUAAGGAAUUUGCGUGGAUCAAGACACUUAGGAUCAGCAGCAAUAAGUUUAUGCUAUUUGGCAAUGGGAGCAUUAGAUAUAUGUUAUUUAAAAAAAUUAAAAUGUUGGGAUGUAGCAGCAGGAAUACUGAUUAUCCAAGAAGCGAGAGGCAUUGUACUUGAUUCAACAGGAGAUGAAUACAAAGACAUAAUGAAUCCUGAUAUACUUGCUGCUUGUACAAGGAAGCUAGCCGAAAAUUUUUUGAAAUUAAAAAAUGAUAAUUUUUAAUAUAUAAUUUCAAUGAAGUAAUAAAACACAAAAUAUUUAUUAUUA
Molecule: messenger RNA, 926 nt
Organism: Aphis gossypii (cotton aphid)
Lineage: Eukaryota; Metazoa; Arthropoda; Insecta; Hemiptera; Aphididae
Product: inositol monophosphatase 1-like
Exons: 6
Coding region: 123-881 (252 amino acids)
Biological process (GO): phosphatidylinositol phosphate biosynthetic process; signal transduction; inositol metabolic process
Molecular function (GO): inositol monophosphate 1-phosphatase activity
Source: RefSeq, a predicted model, not a curated record